AUGAGCUCCUAUAAACAACUCGCAGAAGACUAUCAAACUGAACCAUCUGAUAGAGGGUCUAACCGACUUACUAGUCAGCAAUUCGACAACAUCGAGAGUGCUCUCGAGGGUGAACUGAAAGCCAACUCCAAAGCUUGGGGACUUUGUCGAACCGGACACAACAUGGAGAGAGAAGGUGUAAUGGGCACAACUUCACAGUCCAAUACCAGUUGUCAGCAAUGUACCAAUUAUCAGAAUGAGCACGCAGUCAUUCGAAAAAGGGCUGAGAUCAUGGGUAUCGACCCUGAACGGCUCGGGAAAUCGAGCUUGCGACAAUGGUGUGCGGGCAAAUUGUUCAGAUAUGUAAGAAGUGAUGGGAGGAAAAGCAAGGAAUCCACUUUCGCUGCUACCAAACCUGAAGAAGAGCUGGCUAGAUUAAGGUCAUUCACCAAUGAUGAGACCAGUGUCCUUAGUCCUUCUGAGGUUUUAUACUUCAAUCAAAUGAAGCAACGACUUAGCGAGAAGUGUGGUAACUCCGAUAUUUAG
Molecule: messenger RNA, 525 nt
Organism: Kwoniella shivajii
Lineage: Eukaryota; Fungi; Basidiomycota; Tremellomycetes; Tremellales; Cryptococcaceae
Exons: 1
Coding region: 1-525 (174 amino acids)
Source: RefSeq, a predicted model, not a curated record